GAAGUUUACGUGUAGCAACAGUUGCGCAGAACCGGAAUAGGACAGCUUCCAAUCAAGAGUUGCCACAUUUGCCGGUUCACAAAAAUAACUCGCACAUUGCAUCAACUAAAAGAGAUAACUUCAUCAGGAAAAUAUAAGAUAACAUUCAGGAGGCAUUUGUCAGUCGUAUCAAUGCACUCCAUACAAAGACAGCUAGCUUUGCUAGCACUAAUUAGCCUGAUGCUGCCUGUUGCUUAUGGUGCCAGUCUUGCUGUGAUGUCUAUUGACCUUGGGAGUGAAUUUAUGAAGAUGGGCCUUGUCAAGCCUGGUGUUCCAAUGGAAAUAGUUCUGAAUGAUGAAUCCUCAAGAAAGACAUCGACAAUUGUGGCCCUGAGAGACGGAGAGCGUCUGUAUGGUACAGCAGCAGAAAGCACGGCAGUGAAAAUACCGAAAAAGGCAUACUGGUACUUGACACAGAUAGUGGGAAAGCGGUUUGAUGACCCACAAGUAGAUUUAUACAGAAAAAGAUUCCCAUACUAUAACUUAAUCAAGGAUGAAGAACGAGGAACACCGCUGUUUAAAACAGAUGAUGAGACCACAUACAGUCCCGAGGAAAUGUUAGCUAUGGUGUUAGAGAAAGCCAAGAGUUCAGCCGAAUCAUUUGCAGACAACCCUAUAUCUGAUGCUGUUAUCACUGUCCCCUCCUACUUCACCCAGGCAGAGAGACAGGCCGUGAAAGAGGCAGCAGAGAUGGUGGGAAUUAAUGUCCUACAGCUUCUCAGUGACAAUGUUGCAGUUGCCUUGAACUAUGGUGUGUUCAGGAGAAAGAUGUUCAACACCACGGCACAGUACUAUAUGUUUUAUGAUGCGGGUGCCACAAGCACGACCGCCACAGUAGUAUCAUACCAGAUGGUGAAAACUAAAGAAGGAGACCGAGUAGAGACCAAUCCUCAGCUUGUCAUCAAGGGAGUAGGGUUUGACAAAUCAUUGGGAGGGCUGGAGAUGACGCUACGAUUGAGAGAGCACCUGGCAAAAUUGUUUAAUGCUCAAAAGAAAACCAAGACUGAUGUCUUCACAAAUGACAGGGCCAUGGGCAAACUGUUCAAGGAGGCCAACAGGGUUAAAAAAGUCCUCAGUGCAAAUGCAGACCACACGGCACAAGUGGAGGGCUUGCUAGAGGACAUAGAUUUCAAGGCAAAGGUCACUCGUGAAGAAUUUGAGGAGAUGAACAAAGAUUUGUUUGAACGGGUCAUACAACCUAUUGAGGAUGCACUGAAAACAUCACAAGUUACACUGCCAGAAAUUAGUGAUGUGAUUUUGAUGGGUGGUGGAACUAGAGUACCAAAGGUGCAGGAGAUGUUACUGAAGUACCUGAAAAGAGAUGUCCUGGGUAAAAGCAUCAACACAGAUGAAGCUGCUGCUAUGGGGGCAGUUUAUCAUGCUGCCGAUCUCGGAAAAGGAUUCAAAGUCAAAAAGUUCUUGAUCAAAGAUGCAUGUCAUUAUCCUAUUGUGGUUGAGUUUGAGAAACAAACUGCUGAAAACACUGAGGACAAACCUAAAACAGUUAAAAGGACAUUAUUUGGUAGAAUGAAUCCUUACCCUCAAAAGAAAGUGAUGACGUUUAAUAAGCAUCUGAAAGAUUUCUCCUUCAACGUCACCUAUGGAGACCUGAGUUUUCUGAGUGCUGAGGAUUUGAAGUCCUUCCCCAAUCAUCUGAUCCACACCUAUCACCUGAAGGGGGUGGACACUGCAUUCAAAAAACAUGCGGACAAUGCGGACAGUAAAGGGGUGAAGGCUCACUUCAGAAUGGACGAAGACGGAAUCCUGCAUCUGGACAAGGUGGAAUUUGUGUUUGAGAAGGAGGCUGCACCAGAGGAAUCCACAUGGUCGAAACUUGGUGACACCUUAAGUGGAUUUUUUGGAGGAAAAGAUAGCAAGGAAGAGGAGAAAAAACCAACAACUGAUGACACUGCCCAGGAGGGAGACAAAUCCAGUGACAAGUCUGGUGAGGAGAAAAAAGAACCUGACACUCAACAACCAAAACCGGACAAGGGGGAAAGAAAGAUUCCAGCAGAUGAAGAAAAAAAGAAAGAGGACACCACAGAAAAACCGACAGAGGAGAAGAAGAGCGAUGACAAGGAGAAGAGCGAUGAUAAGGAGAAGAGCGAUGACAAGAAGACUGAUGAAAAGGAAUCGCAGAAAACUGACAAAAACAACACAGAGAAAGCUGACAAUGCGACAAAAUUGGACAACAAAACAGAGGAGGCCAAGGCUCCAAAAUUAAUGGUCAUCAAAGAGGAUAUAAUAGCAGAAAAUGUCUCUUUUGACAUCCCACCCGUAUCCAACGAAAAAUUUAAGGCAUCCAAGAAAAGACUUGCUGAAUUAACAGCCAAGGACAAGGAGAAGAAGUUAUUAGAGAUCGCCAAGAAUGACCUAGAAUCGUUUAUAUAUGACAUGGGUGACAAGAUCCAUGAUGAAGACCACGAGAAGUGCUCCACAGCCACACAGAGAGAGGAGCUGGCCAAAAUGUUGUCAGACGCCGGAGAUUGGAUGUAUGAGCAGGAAGAUGAUGCCAAGAAAGAGGUGUUCAAGAACAAGUUGAAGGAACUGAAGAAAGCUGUGAAGGACUUGGUGUACCGAGUGAAGGAACUCCGUGAACGUCCUAAGGCCCUCGAGGCACUGAACUCCAUGUUGAAUCAAUCUCAAUUCUUCCUAGUUAGUGUUCGGAAUCUGUCACAAGGAGAGGAUCCAAUGUUUACCGAGGUGGAAGGCAACACACUGGAAAAACUCAUUAAUGAAACAUAUCAAUGGUUAGAGACCAUGACAAAGGAACAAAACAUCACCCCCCUGACAGAGAAACCCAAGCUGUUGGUGGAAGAUGUUGCCAUGAAAUACCAAGCUCUGGACAGAGAGGUUAAAUACCUUAUCAACAAGGCCAAGUUAUAUCGUCCCAAAACCAAACCAAAAGUCAGCAAAAACACCACAGCCACAAAUGAUAGCAAAACAGAUACCAACCAGACAGACUCCUCCACAGAUGAGAAUGCCAAAUCCGAUGGUGAGGGAAAAGGGCCACAGUUAAAUACACCUGAGACAGAGACCAAAGCUCCGAAGAGGAGGCCCAAAUCAAAACGAGGGGAGGAGAAAUCAGAAGGGGAGGAAGAAAUCCUUCAGUUAGAUGGUGAUCAACAGGAAAACUCACAAGAUAAAACCACAGAGAAAACAAAAGAAACAGAUGACACAGUGACACAUGAUUCUAGUGACUUAUAACCCUGGUGGAGAUUAGGAAUAAUAUUAUGAACAACUUACUCAAUACAUGUAACAAUGUUCAUGAUUGGUUGGUUUUGAAAAAUGAGAAAUCACAAGCUUACCAUGCAGAAAAUAAUUAUUGAAAUAGUCAAUUCAAAUGCAUUUGAUGAGGGGUUAGUAACAUGGAAUUUCGACCAACAUACUAUUUCCAAAGCAUUACUAGUACCGCUAUGAUAGUUCAUCCAUUGCAUUACAUUGAAAUGUAUACCUGUGUUGUUUUAACAUUGAUUUACUUUCAAAAACAAAAGCCAACCAUUUUUAACUUAAACGACCAGUAAAAAUUCCACUGGCUACAGGUUUUUUUGGUUUCUUCAACAUAUCAUUCUGUAAUUACCGAUUUAAGACAGCAUACACUGAUUUCAGUCCACUUACUCGUACAAUACAGUCUUUUAUUCAAUGAUCAGAUUGUUUGAUUUUUGUAUCAUUUUUUAACAAGAACACAAGCUAAUGAAAUCUUUAAGUUAUGUGAUCCUUUUCACAGAUAAAAAUUCUUCUUCCACAUCACUAACAUCUUAAAGCAUAGCUACAUGUAUGUUUAAAGUAAACAAGAAAUGCUUUAUUUACAUGUAUGAAAAUCUGCAAUAGAUGAGUUUUAAAAAAUUACAUUGUUUCUAAAUUUAGAUCUUAGUUGAGAUUUUUGCAAGACCUUGAUAUCUCAAUUCUUUAUACAUCGUACAUGGUAUUUUUAUAGUGUUGAGUUUGAACAUUGAUGGAGUGAAUGGUUAGAUGGUUUGAAUGUUUAGGCUGUGUGACUGUAGAUAUUUUAUGUAUGAAAUGUAUUGAUUUAUUUAUGAAGAUUUCUCAUGUGUGUGUGUGUGAACAUGAUGUUUCUAUAAAUGGUGAGUUGUAGAUUUAUGUGUUAUUGUUAUCAUUGGUACCAUAAACACUUGCAUUAAGAGAAAUGUGUUGGAAUGAGAGUUUUUGAAAUGUCGAAUUAUCCUUCAUUUAAUUCCACGUUCAAUGUCUGAGUGUUUUGAGUGGAUUUGGUGCAUUAGAGUCCGUUGUAAACAUCACACACUACACCAUUACAUUCCCAUCCCUGUGUAUCUGGUUAUUUAUCUGGUAAAGUACAGGGUCUGAACGGUGUUAAUGACCUUGCAAAAAUUAAUGAUUGUGUUCACAUUUAGCACUGUAUGUGAAAUAAAAGAUUUUUGUAUUGUUCGACAUUACAAGAUAUUAAAGCUUGAGAAAGAUGGUGCAGAGAUUUUGUCACUUGUAACAUUAAAUUAUUGUUGAUGAAAUAUUUUUAAAAUAUAUUUAAAAAUGGAA
Ostrea edulis (European flat oyster) is the source of this 4554-nucleotide messenger RNA. Its product is annotated as hypoxia up-regulated protein 1-like. Gene Ontology annotation, biological process: endoplasmic reticulum unfolded protein response; cellular response to hypoxia; negative regulation of hypoxia-induced intrinsic apoptotic signaling pathway. The record is from RefSeq and is a predicted model, not a curated record. Bases 172 to 3246 code for a protein of 1024 amino acids. Gene Ontology annotation, cellular component: endoplasmic reticulum chaperone complex. The transcript is spliced from 26 exons. NCBI's taxonomy places the organism in Eukaryota, Metazoa, Mollusca, Bivalvia, Ostreida, Ostreidae. Gene Ontology annotation, molecular function: ATP binding; ATP-dependent protein folding chaperone.